GUAUGUUUUAAGGCUCGUCCUACUCCGAACCUAAGCUUCGGAUUCCCAUCCCCCCUCCAACGCUACAAAUUUAAACGCCUCGGAUUGCGUCAUCUACUGCUCUUUCGCACUGCAAAAUCGGAUUCACCCUCGUUUCGCACGAUCCAACUCAUUGAGAUCCAAUGGCGGAGCACGAAGAGACGCUAGUGGAGAAGGUCGCCGAGGAGAUCCAAGGUGACGCCUCCUCAUCCUCCUCAGAUUCCGACGACGACAAGCCCUUCCACGCUGACGCACUCAAGUCCAAAGUUUAUCGCCUCUUUGGCAGAGAGAAACCAAUUCACCACGUCCUAGGCGCUGGAAAACCUGCUGAUGUCUUUCUAUGGAGGGACAAGAAAAUUUCUGCGGGUGUGCUUGGUGGUGCAACAGCAUUGUGGAUUCUCUUUGAAAUGCUGGAAUACCAUUUAAUCACUCUGCUUUGCCAUACAUUGAUACUCUCUUUAGCAAUCCUUUUCUUAUGGUCCAAUGCCUCUACCUUUAUCAACAAAUCUCCACCGAACAUUCCAGAAGUUGUACUUCCCGAAAAGUGUGUCCUUGAAGUUGCAUCUGCUCUAAGAAUUGAAGUUAACCGAGCUCUGGAUGUUGUGAGGGAUAUUGCAUCUGGAAAUGAUUUAAAGAAGUUUCUUGGUGUUAUUGUGGGAUUAUGGGCUCUGUCACUCGUGGGCAAUUGUUGUAACUUCUUGACACUGUUCUACAUAGUAUUUGUUUUGCUACACACUGUGCCGGUGUUUUAUGAGAUAUAUGAGGACCAGGUCGAUUCAUUUUCUGAGAAGGCAAUAAUUGAGAUCAAGAAGCAGUAUGCUGCAUUUGAUGAGAAGGUUCUGAGCAAGAUUCCUAAAGGGCCAUUGAAAGAGAAGAAGAAAGAUUAGAAGACAUGAAGCCAUUAGGUUUUUCUAUAUGUCCUCGAGUCCCAGUUUCUUCUUUAUAAUAUAGGUGCACACAUCCUUAGUUUUAGAUCACAUGCUUUUGCUUCUUUUUUUUUAAAUCUAUUGAGGACAACAUUGAAUUCCUGGCGGUUAGAAAUUUGUUAUUUACUUUAAUCUUGUGUAGUUGAAUUGAAUUUAAUAAUUACAAGAACCUUUUGCAGAUAAUUUAUAUGGAAUUAUAAUUACAAUUAUAAGAA
Messenger RNA from Theobroma cacao (cacao), 1159 nucleotides. Its product is annotated as reticulon-like protein B3. Gene Ontology annotation, biological process: response to bacterium. The record is from RefSeq and is a predicted model, not a curated record. Lineage: Eukaryota; Viridiplantae; Streptophyta; Magnoliopsida; Malvales; Malvaceae.